AUGUCCAAAUAUGAAUGCAACCACCACAUGACUGGGUUCCUCAAGGAGUUGCCCAAGUGUGAGCACCACGUUCAUCUUGAAGGCACGCUUGGUCCAGAUCUGUUGUUUCCUCUGGCAGCAAGAAACAAUGUUCAGCUACCAAGCCAUUUCCCCAAGGAUGUGGAAAGUCUGAACAAGAGAUAUUCCGAGUUUACGGACCUCCAGGAUUUCCUCAACUUUUACUACAUCGGGAUGUCUGUGCUCAUCCAGGAACAGGACUUCUUUGACCUUGCGUGGGCCUACUUCACCAAGGCACACGCAGAUGGAUUGCACCAUGCUGAGACAUUCUUCGACCCUCAGGGUCACGUGGAGAGAGGCGUCUCGAUCGACGUGGUUGUUCGUGGAUUCGAGAGAGCCGCACAGCAGGCCGAGAAGGAGCUGGGUAUCUCUACCAGAUUGAUCAUGUGUUUGCUGAGACACUUGCCACCAAAGGAUGGAUUGGCCACAAUUGAGAGUGCUAGGCCUUAUUACAAGGCAGGUACCAUCCACGGUCUUGGAUUGGACUCGGCCGAGAAGCCUUUCCCUCCCCAUUUGUUUGAGGAGUGCUACAAAGCAGUUAGAGACUCUUUCCCAGAGGUGGGACUGACUGCCCAUGCCGGUGAAGAGGGUGGACCAGAAUUUAUCACCAACUCUUUGGACUUAUUGAAUGUGACCAGAAUCGACCAUGGAGUCAACUCGUUCCAGGAUGAAGAUCUUUUGAAGAGGUUAGCCAAAAACCAGACCCUUCUGUCGUUGUGUCCGUUAUCUAACGUCAAGCUGCAGGUGGUCAAGGACGUCUCCGAGUUGCCAAUCCAGAAAUGGCUCGAUUUUGGAGUUCCAUUUUCCAUCAACUCGGAUGAUCCAGCUUACUUUGGAGGCUACAUCUUGGACAACUACAUAAUGGUGCACACGAGGUUUGGUUUCGACCUCAAGACCUGGUGCAAGAUCGCGGCCAAUGGUGUGAACGGAUCGUGGAUCUCGGAUGCCAGAAAGAAGGAGCUUCUCGAGAAAAUUGAUCAGGUGUACACCAAGUACCAGCCACUGAUCGAGGCCUGA
Molecule: messenger RNA, 1074 nt
Organism: Kuraishia capsulata CBS 1993
Lineage: Eukaryota; Fungi; Ascomycota; Pichiomycetes; Pichiales; Pichiaceae
Exons: 1
Coding region: 1-1074 (357 amino acids)
Biological process (GO): adenine catabolic process; hypoxanthine salvage; purine ribonucleoside monophosphate biosynthetic process
Cellular component (GO): nucleus; cytosol
Molecular function (GO): adenine deaminase activity
Source: RefSeq, a predicted model, not a curated record